AUGGCGGCGGGAGCACCACCGCACGGCGCGCCGACGGUGGAGGAGCAGGAGGAGGCGGCGGGGGUGGGGAUCCUGCUGCAGAUAUCGAUGCUGGUGCUGGCCUUCGUGCUCGGCCACCUCCUCCGCCGCCGCAGGGUCUACUACCUCCCCGAGGCCAGCGCGUCGCUCCUCAUCGGGUUGAUCGUGGGAGGUCUUGCUAGCAUAUCUAACACUCAGAAAAGUACUAGGAGAUGGUUCAAUUUCCGGGAAGAGCUUUUCUUUCUGUUCUUGCUGCCUCCAAUCAUAUUCCAGUCUGGCUUCAGCUUAGCACCAAAACCGUUCUUCUCAAACUUUGGUGCUAUUAUUACUUUUGCCAUAAUUGGAACCUUUAUCGCCUCCACUGUCACAGGUGUUCUAGUCUACCUUGCCGGGCUAAUACAUCUUGUCUAUAGGAUGCCUCUGAUCGAGUGUAUGAUGUUUGGUUCCCUUGUGUCAGCAACUGAUCCUGUAACUGUGUUGUCCAUAUUUCAGGAACUUGGUACAGACGUGAACCUCUAUGCGUUAGUUUUUGGUGAAUCUGUGCUAAACGACGCUAUGGCAAUUUCCUUGUACAGGACUAUGGCAUCUCUGAGGACCAAUGCUUCUAGCCAAAACAUUUUCGUUGUUAUCUUGAGAUUUCUUGAGGACUUCUUUGGAUCAAUGUCAAUAGGUGUUGGAGCUGGAUUUAUUUCUGCUCUCCUCUUCAAGUAUUCAACACUCGGUGUUGAGAACCUUUAUAACCUCGAGAGCUGCUUGUUUGUACUAUUCCCAUACUUCUCGUACAUGCUAGCUGAAGGCUUUGGUCUGUCUGGCAUAGUCUCAAUACUCUUUACUGGAAUUGUGAUGAAGAGAUACACAUUCCCAAACUUGUCAGAUGACUCUCAGCGUUUCACUGCUUCCCUUUUCAAUCUGCUUUCAUCAUUAGCAGAAACUUUUGUGUUCAUAUAUAUGGGAUUUGAUAUUGCAAUGGAGCGUCAAAGCUGGUCACACAUCGGGUUCAUAUUUUUCUCAGUUAUCUUCAUACUAGUUGCAAGGGCUGCAAAUGUUUUCUCGUGUUCUUUCUUGGUAAAUUUGGUACGGCCACCCCACCGGCAAAUAUCCAGGCAGUAUCAACAGGCACUUUGGUAUAGUGGUCUUAGAGGGGCUAUGGCUUUUGCCCUUGCUCUUCAAUCUGUUCAUGAUCUUCCUGAGGGCCAUGGUCAGACAAUUUUGAGCGCUACCAUAUCUAUCAUUGUUCUAACAGUACUUCUGAUUGGAGGUUCGACAAGCACAAUGCUUGAAGCUCUACACGUUGCAGGAGAUGGUAAUAAUGGCCAUCCUCGUUCAGUUGAGGACCAGGAUAACUAUGAGGGGAACAAUUUGUGUAACAUAGAACUAAACAAUGUAGAAGGGACUUCUAGCACAAGCAAAUUCAAACAGAAACUCCGAGAAAUCCAGAGAAGCACUCCUUCGUUCGCCACAUUGGACAGACACUACCUCACUCCAUUUUUCACGUCUCGAAAUGGAGACAUCGAUGAUGACGAUCAUGAUCCUAAUGGAGCGCCGCAGCGAUCUAACGAGUUGCAAGGUGUGGAGAGCCAUCGUUUACCGACUCGAGAGAUGGACUGA
This is a messenger RNA of Lolium rigidum, 1626 nucleotides long. Its product is annotated as sodium/hydrogen exchanger 6-like. Gene Ontology annotation, molecular function: sodium:proton antiporter activity. Lineage: Eukaryota; Viridiplantae; Streptophyta; Magnoliopsida; Poales; Poaceae. Gene Ontology annotation, biological process: sodium ion transport; proton transmembrane transport; regulation of pH. Gene Ontology annotation, cellular component: endosome; membrane. The record is from RefSeq and is a predicted model, not a curated record. The coding region runs from base 1 to 1626 and encodes 541 amino acids. The transcript has 22 exons.